ACAGCUCCGGGCACUUGGACCCAGCUCUGUCACCAGCUCGCUGGGUGGCCUACAGCAGCCUGUGACCCGGUCUGGACCUUGGCGUCCAGCGCCGACCUCCGGAGUGCCUUUGCCCUCUGCAACGAGGGGAGGUGAUUGAGAGGGGCCCUGACCCCUUUCCCGCGGCCUUGCAUGGGCCAGUGGGCUGGGAAUGCUGGUAGGAAACACCUCCAGCUUCCACUUUCCGGGAACCGCAGGUUUCAAAGGCCCUUGUAAGCCUUGCCCAAACAGGGGGCACCGAAGUCAAAUUCCUCUCGGGGAGCCGGGGCUGCUGCAGACCUGGAGGGCAAUGCUGCCCUCUGCUGGUGUCUGGGAGACCUGUACUCCACAGCUGUGUAGUCGGGGUGGUCCGCUGGAGCUCCAUCUUCCUUCCAAGUCAGGGUUCAGCUUACUCGGGUGUGUGGAGGGGUCCCAAGGCAAGUGGUGCUAGGAAAAGCAAGGAGAUGGGCCGUCAGGAGACCUGAAUUUUCUCUAACCUGUUUUCCGAAGAUAAAGCCUUGGGUCUUCACCUCCCUUGGCCUCAGUUUCCCAACAGUGGCUGCUUCUCUUCUAGACGACGAGAGAGAACAAUCUACUGAAAUCUUGUGAGACUCACUUUGUAAACUGUUAACAGUAGUAAUCGUAGCUAAUAUUUUUUGAGUGCUUGCCCCCUCCAGGCAGUGUUCAAAGUACUCAGUAGCCAUUCUCUUCCUUAAUCUUCACAAAAAGGUUAUUGUUGACUACCACUUUACAGAUGAGGAAACUGAGGCUCCGUGACUUGCCCGGCGACAGACUGUUAGUAAGUGGGUGGAACCAGAACUGAUUCCAGGUGGCCAAUCUGAUUCUAGAGCCUGAAGCCUGUCACUGUGUCUUCCGCCAAUAUGUAUUAGCUACUAUUUGUUGAGCGCCUGCUGUGUGUCAGGGGCUGAACAAAAUUCAUCUUUAUAAUUCUCACCACAGGCCCAUAGGGAGGUGCUACUAUUAUUAUUUUUUACAGGGGAGGAAGUGGAGGCCCAGAGAGGUUGAGUAACUUGCCCAAGGUCACACAGCAGGAUGCAGGUGUGUCCAGCCCUAAUGCUGGGCCCAGACCUGUGUGCCCAAGUCUGGGUGCCCCAAAUCAGCUGGAGCCACUCACUGCCAAGGUGACUGGGCUGGACUUGAACAUGGGCCUUCCAGCUGGUGACAUCUCUGUGGUGGUCCUGAGGGCCUGAUGGCGGGGUAGCCAGCCUCAGGGAGCAGAGGCCGUCCAUCGCUCCCCUUGGUGGCUGUGGUUGGGGAUUGGCCCGGGGCAGGGCAGCAAGUAGGCAGCAGUUGCCACCCCUGAUUCACACCCAGGACUCUGUUCUGUGUUUUAGCCUUGACAUUCAGGGUGGUCCUUGUCCUCAGGCCCUGAGCCUGUUAGUAUUCUGUUAGUAUUCUCUGGAGAAAAGGAAACUUCUGUGCAGAUGAGUCAAAUGACUUGCCCAGGGUCAGUACUCCUAAGGAGGGUCGUAGCUCCUGGACACAGGCUGAUCUUUUCUUCAGACUCAUUUUGUUUUUCCUGGCAUCCCCACACCUAUUCUAAGGUUGCUUGACUGCUGGGUUGACAUCCCAGAGGGAUGUUAACCAGAUCACACCUCUUCAUUUGCAGCUGUGUUAAUAAGCCAGGGAGUGAACCAAGGCGGGUGCUCAGACCGGAGGAGUAAUGGAGAGGACUAGGGCUGUUUGUAGCUGGAAAGAAAGAGCCAGGAUGAGGACAUGCACUUGACUGAGUUUGCCCCAGCCCCCAGCCUUCCCCGACGCCUGGGCGCUGCCACGUGCGGGACGCCAUGGGCCUGCCGCCGCUGGGCCUGCUGCUCUCGCUGUGCUGCGUCUCAGGCCUGCCCUUCUACAACGGCUUCUACUACUCCAAUAGUCCCCACGGCUGGAACCCGGGCAAGGGCCAUGGCGAAGGCAUCUUCAAUGGAGUGAAGCUGGUGGUAGAGACGCCUGAGGAGGUCCUGUUCUCCUACCGUGGGGCCAACGUGACCCUGCCCUGCCGCUACCACUACGAGCCGGCCGUGGUCUCUCCUCGGCCUGUACGCAUCAAAUGGUGGAAACUGUCGGAGAAUGGGGCCCCGGAGCAGGACGUGCUGGUGGCUAUUGGGCUGAGGCACCGUGCCUUCGGAGACUACCGAGGCCGGGUGCAUCUGUGGCAGGAGAGGGAGCGUGAAGUGUCACUGGAGAUCCGGGACCUGAGGCUGGAGGACUAUGGGCGCUACCGCUGCGAGGUCAUUGAUGGGCUGGAGGAUGAAAGUGGCCUGGUGGAGCUGGAGCUGCGGGGUGUGGUCUUCCCUUACCAGCACCCCCAAGGGCGCUACCAGUUCAACUUCCACGAGGCCCAGUGGGCCUGCGAGGAACAGGACGCGGUGGUGGCCUCCUUUGAGCAGCUGUUCCGGGCCUGGGAGGAAGGCCUGGACUGGUGCAACGCAGGCUGGCUGCAGGACGCCUCUGUGCAGUACCCCAUCACGCAGGCCCGACACCCCUGCGGUGGCGUGGGCCUGGCACCUGGUGUGCGCAGCUACGGCCCACGCCACCGCCGCCUGCACCGCUAUGAUGUGUUCUGCUUUGCUGCUGCCCUCAGGGGGCAGGUGUACUACCUGGAGCACCCUGAGAAGCUGACACUGGCAGAGGCAAAGGAGGCCUGCCAGGAAGACGGUGCCCAGAUCGCCAAGGUGGGCCAGCUCUUUGCCGCCUGGAAGUUCCACGGUCUGGACCGUUGCGACGCUGGUUGGCUGGCAGAUGGCAGUGCCCGCUACCCUGUGGCUCACCCACGUCGCAACUGUGGGUCCCUGGAGCCUGGGGUCCGAAGCUUCGGUUUCCCAGACCCACACAGCCGCAAGUAUGGCGUCUAUUGCUACCGGCCACGCUAGCGCCGGGCUCCAGCUCUGUACUCACACCUACCCCAUCCCCUCAUGGGCUGUAUUUAUUGAGUAGUUCAUUUUCCCUUGCAGGUUGGGGCAAUUUUCAUUUUGUUUUUAUACUUUUCAACUUAAAAUUUUUUUAAAUACUAUUUUUUUUUGUAAAUCCCACAGAUCCUAGAUCUUCCCUUUACUCAGGUAGACACCCCAAGGCUCUCCCCCUCCACGAAUCCUCCUGCCCCUCUCCUCCAGGACACUUGAGGUUCAUGGGCUCAUGAGGGUGCUCUCUGCCAUUGCUGAGUCCAGCCCCUUUUCCCUGCCCCUGGGAGGCUGGCGCCCAGAGCUGGCAGUGGCAUGAGAUGCCAGGGCGUGUUGGCUGCAAUCCUCCCUCCGCCUCAGCCUGAGGGAGGAGAGGGCAUCCAGGGCGGCUGUGGAGCUGGGCUUUGGGCCUUGCAGCCUCCUGCCCCCUCGUACUUCUUUGGCAAGCAGUUGGCCCACAUCAGCAUGGCGGAGGAGCUAGGGCUGGAAGUGGGUCCCUGGGCUUCUGUGUGACAUCCCAGGGAAGAGAGAGACUUUCCUCCCCAUCUUUUCCUUUUCUUAGUUCCAAAUAGUCCAUAUUUUGUUCUCAUUUUUCCCUAUUUGGGGAGCAGCCCUCAGGUGUGUGUACUUUUUUUGGACAAUAAAUGGUGCUGUGAUCCCUUCCUCCACCCCGAGUCCCUGCUCUGGGUCUCACUCUUUAUCUCAUUCAGUCUUAGGGCCCAGCUCCCUGCCCGGUGGGAAUGGGGGACCAUUCUGUCCCAGACUUCAAAGGUCGACUGGGUCUGUCCACUGGAGUGGGUGGGAAACACCAUGGGCUGCACCUUUGGGCUGCCAUGGUCUGGCCUUGCCUGCCCUGGGGACACCCUGCCUCGGGGGCUGGCCUAGCAGCUGGAGGUGCUGGCUCGCUCUCCCACCAUCCCACUCCCGGCUGUGAGUCUGUGCGGACACAGCACAAGAGUGGGAGGUACCUCUCGGGAGACCAGAGGAAGCUGUGCCCUGCAGAGGGUCUUGGAGACCAGCCCUCUCUGUGCCUCACCUUCUGUCCCCACCGCCCCCCAUGUCAGCCUCAGGAAACCAGACCAUUUGCCUCUGCACAGGCACACCUCUGUCACCCACAAUCAGUAACUCACUCUAUCCUUCACGUAGCCCAGUGCUUCUCAAAGUGUGGCCAGCACCACCAGCUUCACCUGGGAACGUGUUCGAAAUGCAAAUUUCUGGACCCCACCCCUGACCUGCUGAGUCAGAAACUCUGGAGUGGGACCCAGCACAAGCCCUCUCGUUGCUGAUGCAGGCUCAAGGUUGAAAACUACUGACACAGUCGUGUUCCCAAUGAAUCAGUUAAUUAAUCAAUAAACUGCAUGAUUAUUGCGUUCCUCCUA
Messenger RNA from Aethalodelphis obliquidens (Pacific white-sided dolphin), 4315 nucleotides. RefSeq names its product hyaluronan and proteoglycan link protein 3 (gene HAPLN3). Gene Ontology annotation, molecular function: hyaluronic acid binding. The record is from RefSeq and is a predicted model, not a curated record. The coding region runs from base 1827 to 2909 and encodes 360 amino acids. Gene Ontology annotation, cellular component: perineuronal net; synapse. NCBI's taxonomy places the organism in Eukaryota, Metazoa, Chordata, Mammalia, Artiodactyla, Delphinidae. The transcript is spliced from 5 exons. Gene Ontology annotation, biological process: glial cell differentiation; positive regulation of neuroblast proliferation; cell adhesion.